AUGGAUCCAGUUAAGGCCAGAGCAGUUUCCGAAUGGCCAACCCCAGAUUCCCGCAAGUCCUUACAAAGGUUUCUGGGGUUCACCAAUUUUUACCGCCAUUUCAUUAGAAACUACAGCCAGCUCGCCACACCUCUGAUGGAUCUCACCUCCACCCAUACUAAGUUUUGUUGGUCCUCGUGGGCAGAAGAGUUUUCUAAACUGAAAGAGAAGUUUACUACUGCCUCCAUUCUUAAUACUCCCGACCCUUCACAUCAGUUCGUGGUGGAGGUGGAUGCGUCAGAGCUCGGUGUCGGUGCUGUUCUGUCACUGCGCUCUUCCUUGGAUGGGAAGGAGCUCAUUGUCUUUGGGGCAAGCAACAUCUUUGGAGGAGCAUUCAAGUCUCUAGCAGCCAGCACAGCUCUGUCCAGAAGUGCAGUUCAAGAGAGCACUGGAGGAAAAACGCAGAUAGCUGUUUUUUUCUCUGCCAUAAUCGUGCUGGCAGCGUUCUUGUUGGAACCAUUACCAAAGUUGGUGCUGGGCGCCGCGAUAAUUGUGAACCUGAAAGGAAUGUUGAUGCAGCUGGUUGAAGUCCCUUUCCUGUGGAAGAAAGACCGUCCUGACUUUGUUGUUUGGGUGGGCACCUGUGUGGCUUCCAUUAUACUGAUGUUGGAUUUAGGACUUGCUGUUGGUCUUGGACUGGCGCUGCUUACUGUGAUCUUCAUGGCACAUUUGUGA
Messenger RNA from Myxocyprinus asiaticus (Chinese sucker), 714 nucleotides. RefSeq names its product pendrin-like. NCBI's taxonomy places the organism in Eukaryota, Metazoa, Chordata, Actinopteri, Cypriniformes, Catostomidae. Gene Ontology annotation, molecular function: chloride transmembrane transporter activity; sulfate transmembrane transporter activity; oxalate transmembrane transporter activity. The transcript is spliced from 5 exons. Gene Ontology annotation, biological process: transmembrane transport. Gene Ontology annotation, cellular component: membrane. The record is from RefSeq and is a predicted model, not a curated record. Bases 1 to 714 code for a protein of 237 amino acids.